AAUUGCCAACUGAUAGGUCGAAACAACAACAACGCGUCAACAGUUAAAUAAUCCAAUAUUAAACAACUAAGCGUAUUGAAUAACCCUACUUUUAUGACAAGGCUAGCAAAUUUUUUAUACUUGUUAUAAUAAGGAGGACUUAAUUUCACUAGUUCACCUUGUAUUAUCCGUUUCCAGAUAUCAAUCUAGUACAAAAUGACAACCCCAUUUGAGAGAUUGAAUGAUGCCUUAGGCCAUCUUGUAUUAAACGAAGAAGGAGCAGUUACAAGUUCAGGUGGAGACUUGGAGAACAAGGAAGAUAUGGCACAAAAGUUCCUCCACCUUGUAAGAACAGCCUUGAGAAUUCCAACCAGCCAUAAGGAUAAGUUCAAAAGACUAUCAGUUGUCUGGGACAGCUUCAUGUACGUGAUCACGGUCUCCAAUCACAAGAUCUACAUCUGCAAGAAACAGUUUGUCCCCACUGAGCCCGUCACAGCUUGACCUCGACCUUGGGGAUGUAGCAAAUUAUACUCAUUAACUAAAUGCCUUUACCACUCAGGUAAACCUAUUGACAUGUUUGUAAUCCCUUUGAAUUUUCAAAAUCAAAUCAUUUUCAACCCUAAGAUACCGAUGAGCAGCAAACAGCAUAAAACCUGAAUAACUUGCAGGCUGUUCUGGUUUUAUGCUGGUAGCAUAAAGGCAUUUUUAACCAGGUUUUCCGAAGGAAAAAACUGGUUAUUAGAUUGGCGAAUGCGGGCGGGCUGGCUGGCGGGCUGGCUGGCUGGCGGGCUGGCGGAAUAAGCUUGUCCGGGCCAUAACUAUGUCGUUCAUUGUCAGAUUUUAAAAUCAUUUGGCACAUUUGUUCACCAUCAUUGGACGGUGUGUCGCGCGAAAUAAUUACCUCGAUAUCUCCAAGGUCAAGGUCACACUUUGAGUUCAAAGGUCAAAAAUGGCCAUAAAUGAGCUUGUCCGAGCCAUAACUAUGUCGUUCAUCGUCAGAUUUUAAAAUCAUUUGGCACAUUUGUUCACCAUUAUUGGACGGUGUGUCGCGCGAAAUAAUUACGUCGAUAUCUCCAAGGUCAAGGUCACACUUUGAGUUCAAAGGUCAAAAAUGGCCAUAAAUGAGCUUGUCCUGGCCAUAACUAUGUCAUUCAUUGUGAGAUUUUAAAAUCAUUUGGCACAUUUGUUCACCAUCAUGGGACGGUGUGUCCCACGAAAGAAUCACGUCAAUAUCUCCAAUGUCAAGGUCGCCACGACUAAAAAUAGAUUUAAAAAAAAAAAAACAACUUACAAAGGGGGUUAAUUUUUUUUUAGUCAUUUCAAAAGUUCAGUUUGAGUUUUCUCCCUUUAUCAGAUUGUUUUUUUUCACAAUGAAAACCUGGUUUUGUGACAAUUUUGUCCCUUGUCAAUUUUCUUCUGAGUGGGAAAGGGAUAACACUCUUGCAUAAACUGGUACAUUUCACUAAAAUCAUGUAGUAUAGACUGGAUGAUAAGCAACGUCAUGCCGAAAUGGGUCUCAUGCAAAAUAUAGUCAGCGUUGCUCCAACACAGCCUGCGCAUCCGGCCAGUCGGGUAAGGAGUGCCUAUAAAAUCCUUGUGUGACUUUUAAGCUGAAAGGGUAGCUCCUGACCAGACUGCGAAAAAUACUGUACAUAACAAUGUAUUUAUAUAAUCUUUUAAUUAGCAAAGUUUGUGUGACAACAAAGAAAAAAGUCAGUAAGAACUUU
Dreissena polymorpha is the source of this 1706-nucleotide messenger RNA. Its product is annotated as ragulator complex protein LAMTOR4-like. The transcript is spliced from 4 exons. Gene Ontology annotation, biological process: positive regulation of TOR signaling; cellular response to amino acid stimulus. Gene Ontology annotation, molecular function: guanyl-nucleotide exchange factor activity. The record is from RefSeq and is a predicted model, not a curated record. NCBI's taxonomy places the organism in Eukaryota, Metazoa, Mollusca, Bivalvia, Myida, Dreissenidae. Gene Ontology annotation, cellular component: lysosome; Ragulator complex. The coding region runs from base 196 to 480 and encodes 94 amino acids.